CUUCUCAGCUGGGAAGGUGGGAAUGGAGCUACAAGGACCUGCUCAGGACAGUUCUGGCUUCUGUGGACUCUGCUUCUCCAGUAAAUGAACCUUGAGGAAAACUGACCAGUUCUUACAGUUCCAAAAUCAUGGCUCAUGAUUUGGUGAUGUUCAGAGAUGUGGCUGUAGACUUUUCUCAAGAAGAGUGGGAAUGUCUGAACUCAUAUCAGAGGAAUUUGUACAGGGAUGUGAUAUUAGAGAACUAUAGCAACUUGGUAUCACUGGGAUGUUCCAUUUCUAAGCCAGACGUGAUUACCCUAUUGGAACAAGGGAAAGAGCCCUGGAUGGUUGUGAAAGAUGAGAAAAGGAGAUGGAGCCUAGAUUUGGAAUCCAGGUAUGAAACUAAAAUGUUAUUUCAAGAAAAGAGUAUUUACGAAAUGAAUUUAUCUCAGUGGGAAAUAAUGGAAAGAAUUAAAAGCAAUGGACUUGAUGACUCCUUUUACAGAAGAGAUUAUGAAUAUAAAAAGUCUGAGGGACAGGAGGGUCCUCACAAGGUAUAUUUCAGGCAAGUGACAAAAGUCACCUCUGCAAAAAUGCCCACUUACAGAAAAUUCACAUCUCUUACUCUAUGUCAGAAAAGUAAUAACAGAGAGAAACCCUAUGAAUGUGGGGAAUGCGGGAAGGCUUUUAGAGUGCGCCAACAACUUACUUUCCAUCAGAGGAUUCAUACAGGUGAGAAACCCUAUGAAUGUAAAGAAUGUGGAAAAGCCUUUAGACAGUGUGCCCACCUUAGUCGGCAUCAGAGAAUUCAUACUUCUGACAAACUCUAUGAAUGUAAAAAAUGUGGAAAGAUCUUUACCUGUGGCUCAGACCUUCGAGUACAUCAGAGAAUUCAUAUUGGUGAGAAGCCCUAUGAAUGUAAGGAAUGUGGGAAAGCCUUUAGAGUGCGAGGACAACUUAAUCUCCAUCAAAGAAUUCAUACUGGCGAGAAACCCUAUGAAUGUAAGGAAUGUGGGAAGACCUUUAGACAGUAUGCACAUCUUACCCGACAUCAGAGACUUAACAUUGCUGAGAAGUGCUAUGAGUGUAAAGAUUGUGGACAGGCUUUUCUGUGUAGUACAGGUCUUCGAAUACAUCACAAACUUCAUACUGGUGAAAAACCCUAUGAAUGUAAGGAAUGUGGGAAGGCCUUUAGAGUGCGGCAACAACUUACUCUCCAUGAGAGAAUUCACACUGGUGAGAAGCCCUAUGAUUGUAAGGAAUGUGGGAAGACCUUUAGUCGUGGCUAUCAUCUAACUCUUCAUCAGAGAAUUCAUACUGGCGAGAAACCUUAUGAAUGUAAAGAAUGUCAGAAGUUCUUUCGUCGUUAUUCAGAACUCAUUUCACAUCAGGGCAUUCAUAUUGGAGAGAAGCCUUAUGAAUGUAAGGAAUGUGGGAAGGCCUUUAGACUGUUCUCACAACUUACUCAACAUCAGAGUAUUCAUUUUGGUGAGAAACCCUAUAAAUGCAAGGAAUGUGAGAAGACUUUUAGACUGCUCUCACAACUUACUCAACAUCAGAGUAUUCAUACUGGUGAGAAACCCUAUGACUGUAAGGAAUGUGGAAAGGCCUUUAGACUUCAUUCAUCACUUAUUCAACAUCAGAGAAUUCAUUCUGGUGAGAAACCAUACAAAUGUAAGGAAUGUAAGAAGGCCUUUAGACAGCAUUCACACCUUACUUACCAUCAGCGAAUUCAUAAUGUAACUUAAUAAUUAUAGAACCCUUCCAUUAUGAAUUUUGUGUUAAGGAAUAUUAGGAAAUAUAAAGGAAAAGUUUUUGAAUGUAAGAAUCCCUUUUGCUUCUUGCUGAUAACAGCGUAAGAGGUUUUAUUUAAAGGAAAGACUAAUUAAUUUAAUAGAAGGUUUUUUUUUAUCACCAUUCAAUCCGUGUUAAACUUUAGGAAAUUCAUUCAGUGGAUGUGGAAAAGCUUUUGACCUUACAUGUUAUCAUCUCUUUAUUCUUCCAACUGUGUAGUAUACCUAUGAAGGUUGCCAGGGCACCAACUCAUUCUGAAAAUUGAUAAAUAAAGGGAAAGAAAAGUCAUUUAGCCUAUAUUUCCUGUAUGAACUGUAUUUCAGGGCAACAAGAAGUUGAUGAGUAAAGUUCUUCUUUAUUAGAGAAUUCAGCUAAUGCAGAGAGAAUUAUAGAAUUAGGAAAUUCUAUUAGAAAAACGAUUUUGGAACACAUAAUAAAAUAUUGGAUCUAGGCAUGACUCCCAGUAGAGGUUAAGACCAUUAAGUGAAAGGUUGACCUGAACUUUACAGUAAAUAGAUCAGGCUAACAACAUCCGAACUUACUGAUCAAUCUUAACCUCACAAAAAGUAGGACAGUAAAACUUUAUGUGCCCCCUAGUGUGAUACAAUGAGAUAUACAUGUCUUGCAAAAAAUACUGAACCUGAAUUUAAUUAAGCCUCAAGAUCUAACUACUAGUUUAGAGAAAAUUCAGACAAUGGAAGAAAAGUUAUAUGACAUCAAGAAACAGUUAAACCUAAAAUGUAUAUAAUUAUACAAGAGGAAUGACCUGGUUUCUCAACCAAUAAAAUGGCAUUGAAAAAAGGGAGUUGGAAAUCUUAGAUAUUGAAAGAGACUUGAGACAUCAAUGAAAUGCAAUGAAAGAGUGGUUCUUAUUUAGAUCGUGAGUUGAAAAAGCUUGUAAAAAAGACAUUUUUACAGUUGGGAAAAUGGGAAUAUUAUAGUAUUAAAUAAUAUUAAGAAACUGUUUUUGUUAGGUCUGAGAAUAGCAUUGUGGUUAUGUACAAAAUGUCUUUGUUAGAGAUAAAUUCUGUAGUUUGUACACAUAAGGCGAUAUGUCUGGAAUGUCCUUUAAUAUGCUCACACAAAAGAAAAGUGUGGAUGGAUGACAAAUUUGUCACAAUGAUGGUAAGCUGAGUCUUUGGUACUUGGUUUUUAUUUGUUUUUGCUAUUCUUUCCACGUUUAUGUAUUUGAAAUUUUCUAUAAUGUUCUCUUAAUGAUAAAAUUAACCAUGAAAUUAUAACUAGUUUGAAGUGAAUGAUUUUAAAAAAUAUAUCUACAUAUCAAAACCUGGAUGUUGCCAAAGCUCUACACAGUGGGAUAUUAAAUACACUAUAAUGUAUUCAGGAAGUUAAGAUUGAAGGUCCAGACUUUAUCUAGUUCACUUCUCUAUAUCUAUUACAGUACCUGUCCCAUAGUAGGCACUUCAUAUGUUUAAAGAAUGAGUAAAAGAAAGCAAUUACUACAACUAAAUGUGCAAAUUAAUGACCUAGACCUGCAGUGUCUAAUAUGGUAGUCACUAGCAACAUGUUGAGCACUCAAAAUUGAGGUAUUGAGCACUUGAAAUGUGACUAGUCCAGAUUAAAAUGACAUUAAAUGUAAAAUACAUGUACACACAAAAUUUUGAAGACUUAGUUCUAAAAAGAGAAUGGUAAGGAUCUCAAUUUUUUGUAGUGAGUACAUAUUGAAAUAAUAUUUUAGAUAUAUUUGUUCAAGUAAAAUACAUUAAAAUUAAUUUCACCAUUUUUUGUUUUUUAAAUGUGACUGAUGGAAAUUUUAUAAUUGUCUGUGUGGCUCACAUACUUCCAUUGUCAGCACUGGUAUAAACAAUAAAAAAGUAGACUUUA
This is a messenger RNA of Galeopterus variegatus (Sunda flying lemur), 3618 nucleotides long. It is a transcript of the gene ZFP30, whose product is annotated as ZFP30 zinc finger protein. Gene Ontology annotation, biological process: regulation of cytokine production; negative regulation of transcription by RNA polymerase II; regulation of immune system process. Bases 129 to 1727 code for a protein of 532 amino acids. The transcript is spliced from 5 exons. Lineage: Eukaryota; Metazoa; Chordata; Mammalia; Dermoptera; Cynocephalidae. The record is from RefSeq and is a predicted model, not a curated record.